AUGCCACGUCGUCGCAUCCCGCGCCCCUCUGCAUCGUCGUCCUCUUCAACAGCGACAUCCUCAGUCCCACCGCCGACGUCUCUCCUCUAUCGACAGGACAUCGUCGAGCGCCAUGUCGAUGGCAAGAUCGAGACUGGCAUCGUAUUGCGCACCUGGCACGAAGAGGCAGACCAUAUUGCAGAGACAGGCGCAUCAUUACCUAAUCAGCAUCAUCACCAUCAUGGAGACUUGGAUAGACCGCUGAGGAAGGGUGAGGUGGGCGUGGUUUGGCGCACCACGGGCGAGGGAGAUCGAGCCAUUGUUGCUUCGUCCGAGGUCAAGCUGGUGGAUAGACUCCUCGUCAUCGGCGACAUAGUCAAAAAGUCCCUCACUCAAGCCCAGUCGGGCGUCAUUGUCGAUACCGAGUCGAUGGUCCAACUCAAGCCCAAGCCCAACCUUGAGCGCCCCUCAGAAGUAGAAGUCAACGACACUCGCCUCCUCGAGGUUCCCGCACGCGAACUCAUAUCCACACGUCGCUAUUCGCCUGGAUCACACGUCGUAUACGACGAUUGGAUCGGCGUAAUCGAAGAGGUCAUUAUUGAGCAUACGUGGGCGAGUGUGGAGACAGGCGAGGAUGGGAAACACGUCGUCUAUCAUACAUAUGAUACCAUCUCUGACUACGAUGUAGGCAAGCGGGAAAAGCGUCCCUGGACCCUUGGUGACGGUUAUAUCCGUCUCACCCACCCUUCCAACCCACCCACAAGCGAUCUGUCCACCUACAGCGACUUCACCCUUAUAGACGUGCAGCAUCGAGGCGCCUGGGUCAACUGGCUCGCCGUCAACCAAACCCUUUCCCCAGCUGCGCAGGACUCACACUCAAAACCCCCAGCUUACUGGGCAGAAGACUUGCCCAAGUUGAUCCUAGCAAGGACAAGCCCAGACGGGGCGGCCCUGGUGGGGGAUAUGGUCGUGUUUCGCCGCGAAGAGGAUCUGCGUUGCGCCCUCGUCGACGCGUACGGGGAGAGCGAGGCAGAGCGGCAGUUGACUCUGCUGACUGAGCAAACAGAAGCUGAGGGGAAUGCCGGCGAGAUGGGCAUGCCUAGAAAUCCAGGCAGCCAAACUCGCUCGCCCAUCUUCGAAGUCGUCUCUUCCUCGCUGGACGUCACGGUGAAAUGGCAGGACGGAUCCCUCAGCCACGAGGCGGGGACGCGCGUGCUUCCCGUGGCCUCGAUGAUUGACCCGCACGAUACGUACCCGGGGGAGCUGGUGACGUGGAGGAGUGGCGAGGCUGAGUCCGCUCAGGCUCAGACGCAAGAGCAGGGGCAGGGGCAGGGACAGCUGGUCGUCGUGCAGUCCUUCGACUCCGAAGAACGAACGGCCGUCGUUGCGCCUUAUGCUGCUGGCUCAGCAAGCUCGGUGGAAGAGGGACAUCACCACCCGCAGCAGCAAGUAGUCCCUGCCCUCGAGCUCGACGUGUACGGCGAAGAGCCCGGCCUAGAGUCCAUCUGGCAACACGGCAUCCAUCGAGGCGAGCUAGUCCUCAUAGGCCGUCGUCCCCACGACUCGAUAGCCCUCCCGCACAUUCCAAGAUUAGGCGCUCCCGUUGAACCCGGGUUCAACUGGGUCGACUCCUUUGAGCAGGUGGUCCAAUCUUUCCUCGACAAACAUCCAAAAAGCUUCAGUGCUCCUUUCCUCUACCCUAGAUUGAGCGUCGAUCUCACUGAGGAGGAGAAGGGUCAGUCAAAGUUGGAUUGGUUGGGAAUGGUAGUCGAUCUCGAUUCGCAGGGGUACGCGAAAAUACUGCUACCGGACGGAGAGACGAUGCGAACUGUACCUCCUACAGAGUUGAAUAAGCUCGAAGACUUUUUCAACCAGGAAGACGCACCGCUUGAGGGGGCAGAGGGGAUGGAUGGGGAAGGGGGCAUGCUCGGGAUGGGGAUCUUGGGUGGGACGGUAGGGGUUCCAUGGGAUCAGGAGGUGAGAUGGCAGACGGAGGAUGGGAGGGAGGUGGAGGAUGUGGAGAUGGGGGAGUGGGAGGAUGAUGAGGAGGAGCAGCAGCAGGAGGAAGAGGACGGGGAUGCUAUUCGUGUUGAUGAGGAGAUUGGUGGGAGAACGAGUGGAGCUAACGGGAACGCCAUCGCUAACGUCAAUGGCGCAAGCGCUGCCCCCCAUGCGCCGACACCAAUCGCGCUUGACACCUCUACGUCAGGUCCGGGCGCAGCGGUACGACAGCUUGCAAUGGAGCCCACGGCAACUCAUCCCGAAGCACCACCGCAAUCGAAGUCGCAGUCUCGAGCAGCGGAGGACCCAUCAGCCCCACCUGCCCACCCACCAUCCGGAGUCGCGCCGCCCUCCCGCCGGCCUACCUACACUCUUCCCUCCUCCUCCCGACCUCCACCAAGCAGCCCCUCCUGGUCUCCCUUCGAAAUCCUCGACUCGGCCCCCUCGACGCACCACUAUCACUCCACCGGCCCACCCGCAGGUGAUCGCACCUUCCUCUCCCGCCUAACCCGCGAGCACAAAUCACUCCGCUCAGCCCUUCCCACGAACAUAGUAGUCCGCACCUACUCUGAUCGUCUGGACCUACUCCGUGUCCUCAUCUUCGGCUCCCCCGGCACACCCUACGCGGACGGGCCCUUCCUAUUUGACGUUGCCCUCGACUCCUUUCCCCGUCUUCCCCCCAAGGUCUUCUUCCACUCCUGGACGGACGGGCGAGGUCGUGCAAGCCCUAACCUGUACGAGGACGGGAAAGUUUGCUUGAGCUUGCUGGGCACAUGGAGCGGAGAGAGGGCGAGCGAGAGCUGGCAACCUUCCAAGAGUAGUCUACUCCAGCUCUUUGUGAGUAUAGCGAGCUUGGUGCUGGUGGACCAACCUUACUAUACCGAACCGGCUUUCGAACGAUUGAAGGGGACGGAGGAGGGGAGGGUGAAUGCGAGGCUCUUCAAUGAGGGGGCUUAUGUGGCUACCAUGGGCUUCGUGAGGCGGGCCAUCACUGCUCCCGCUGCGGUAGAGGGAUUCGAGGAGGUGGUUCGCGAGUAUUACUUUGGAGAGGGGAGUAGGAGGCUGGACGUGCUGGUUGAAGACGCGAGGGCGUUACUGAGGUUGUCGAGGGAGGUGAGGGAGAGGAAGAAGAGGAAGCGUGCCGAGGAGGGUGGUGGCGAUGAUGUCGAGGAGGCGGGGACGGCGGCGGCGCUUGUGGAGAUUGAAGGGACGAGUAUGGAGCCCUUGAGCGGUGGAGCGGCCAUUGUGCUGGAGAGGGCUCUGAAGGGGUUGGAGGCUUUACAGGAUGGCAAGCGCUCUAGCGUGGAUGAUGCUGCCGCUUGUGCACCCAGUGGUGCGGCGUAG
Messenger RNA from Jaminaea rosea, 3324 nucleotides. RefSeq lists its product as hypothetical. Lineage: Eukaryota; Fungi; Basidiomycota; Exobasidiomycetes; Microstromatales. The transcript has 3 exons. The coding region runs from base 1 to 3324 and encodes 1107 amino acids. The record is from RefSeq and is a predicted model, not a curated record.